This is a messenger RNA of Pipistrellus kuhlii (Kuhl's pipistrelle), 2590 nucleotides long. RefSeq names its product neuronal differentiation 1 (gene NEUROD1). Lineage: Eukaryota; Metazoa; Chordata; Mammalia; Chiroptera; Vespertilionidae. Bases 163 to 1254 code for a protein of 363 amino acids. Gene Ontology annotation, biological process: regulation of DNA-templated transcription; nervous system development. The record is from RefSeq and is a predicted model, not a curated record. The transcript has 2 exons. Gene Ontology annotation, molecular function: protein dimerization activity.
GCCCGCCCUCAGCAUCGCCGCCUCGGCGGCUAUAUAACCUGGGCGCCCGCGAGGCGGGGACACGAGGAACUCGUCCCGCGCAGAAGGCACGACGUCCGGAGGCCCCAGGGUUAUGAGACCAUCACCGCUCAGGACCUACUAACAACUACAGGAAACCGAAACAUGACCAAAUCGUACAGCGAGAGCGGGCUGAUGGGCGAACCGCAGCCCCAGGGCCCUCCGAGCUGGACAGACGAGUGUCUCAGUUCUCAGGAUGAGGAGCACGAGGCGGACAAGAAGGAGGACGACCUGGAAACGAUGAACGCGGAAGAGGACUCGCUGAGGAACGGGGGAGAGGAGGAGGAGGAGGAGGACGAGGACCUGGAAGAGGAGGAGGAAGAGGAAGAGGAGGACGACGAUCAAAAGCCCAAGAGGCGCGGCCCCAAAAAGAAGAAAAUGACCAAGGCGCGCCUGGAGCGGUUCAAGCUGCGGCGCAUGAAGGCCAACGCGCGGGAGCGGAACCGCAUGCACGGCCUGAACGCGGCGCUGGACAACCUGCGCAAGGUGGUGCCCUGCUACUCCAAGACGCAGAAGCUCUCCAAGAUCGAGACGCUGCGCCUGGCCAAGAACUACAUCUGGGCUCUGUCGGAGAUCCUGCGCUCCGGCAAAAGCCCGGACCUGGUCUCCUUCGUGCAGACGCUCUGCAAGGGCUUAUCCCAACCCACCACCAACCUGGUGGCGGGCUGCCUGCAGCUCAACCCCCGGACUUUUCUGCCGGAGCAGAGCCAGGAGAUGCCCCCGCACCUGCCCGCGGCCAGCGCUUCCUUCCCGGUGCACCCUUACUCCUACCAGUCGCCGGGCCUGCCCAGCCCGCCCUACGGCACCAUGGACAGCUCCCAUGUCUUCCACGUCAAGCCGCCGCCGCCGCCGCCGCCGCCGCAUGCCUACAGCGCCGCGCUGGAGCCCUUCUUCGAAAGCCCCCUCACCGACUGCGCCAGCCCUUCCUUCGACGGGCCCCUCAGCCCGCCGCUCAGCAUCAACGGCAACUUCUCCUUCAAACACGAACCGUCCGCCGAGUUUGAGAAAAAUUACGCCUUCACCAUGCACUACCCCGCGGCGAGCCUGGCAGGGGCCCAAAGCCACGGAUCCAUCUUCUCGGGCUCCGCCGCCCCUCGCUGCGAGAUCCCCAUAGACAACAUCAUGUCCUUCGAUAGCCAUUCGCAUCAUCACGAGCGAGUCUUGAGUGCCCAGCUCAAUGCCAUCUUUCACGAUUAGAGAGAGAGAGAGAGAGAGAGAGGCGCGUCAGCUUCACCACCCCUCCCGAAUACGAACCCACUGUGCUGACAGUGACUGUUGUCUGUUGUCGUGUUUACAAAAAGGCAGCCCUUUGGGCACUCCUGCUGCAAAGUGCAAAUACUCCAAGCUCCAAGUGAUAUAUGUAUUUAUUGUCGUUACUGCCUUUGGGAGAAACAGGGGAUCAAAGUUCCUGUUCACCUUAUGUAUUAUUUUCUAUAGCUCUUCUAUUAAAAAAAAAAAAGUAGUACAGUAAAGUAAAUAAUAAUAAUAAUGCACCACAAAUUUGGUGUAGCUGUAGUUCAGAUCAUGUUAAUUAUCUGAUCGGGAUAACAAAAAUCACAAGCAAUAAUUAGGAUCUAUGCAAUUUUUAAACUAGUAAGUGGGCCAAUUAAUAUAUAUAUAAAUAUAUAUUUUUCAACCAGCAUUUUCCUACUUGUUACCUUUCCCAUGCUGAAUUAUUUUGUUGUGAUUUUGUACAGAAUUUUUAAUGACUUUUUAUAAUGUGGAUUUCCUAUUUUAAAAACCAUGCAGCUUCAUCAAUUUUUAUACAUAUCAGAAAAGUAGAAUUAUAUCUAAUUUAUACAAAAUAAUUUAACUAAUUUAAACCAGCAGAAAAGUGCUUAGAAAGUUAUUGUGUUGCCUUAGCACUUCUUUCCUCUCUAAUUGUUAAAAAGAAAUUGCACAAUUUGAGCAAUCCAUUUCACUCUAAAGUCUUUCCCUCUCUUUAAAAUGAAAACCAGAUCCACAAUACUCAAGAGGAUGAAAAAAAAAGUGAUGUAUUCCCUAUCAAACAUAUUAAAUCAUUGCUUGCACAAGCUUUUAUAUACAUAUUAUAAACAAAUGCCAACAUACCCUUCUUUAAAUCAAAAGCUGCUUGACUAUCACAUACAAUUUGCACUGUUUCUUUUUAGUCUUUUACUCCUUUGCAUCCCACAAUUUUACAGAGAAUCCGAAGCUAUUGAUGUUUCUAGGAAAUAUAAUGCAUGAUUUCAUACAUAGUCACACAAAUGGUGGUUUGUCAUAUAUUCAUGUAAUGAAUCUGAGCCUAAAUCAAAUCAGGUUGUUAAUGUUGGGAUUUAUACCUAUUGUAGUCAGUUAGUACAUAGCUUAAAUAAAUUCAAACCAUUUAAUUCAUCAUUAGACAAUAGCUAUUGCAUGUAAAAUGCAGUCCAGACUAAGUGCUGUUUGAGACGUGAUACUGGUUCCACUGCAAUCGAUCUGUACUGUAAUCUUGUUUGUAAUCCUGUAUAUUAUGGUGUAAUGCACAAUUAGAAGACAUGCAUUCAAUUGCAAUAAAAUAGUAUUAAAAAUCUGA